This is a messenger RNA of Metarhizium album ARSEF 1941, 414 nucleotides long. Its product is annotated as C2H2 transcription factor. The record is from RefSeq and is a predicted model, not a curated record. NCBI's taxonomy places the organism in Eukaryota, Fungi, Ascomycota, Sordariomycetes, Hypocreales, Clavicipitaceae. The coding region runs from base 1 to 414 and encodes 137 amino acids. The transcript is spliced from 2 exons.
AUGGCUUGUACGGCAAGGUGCAAAAGAGAGCCGGCCGACAUCCCAAACCCAGCCGCCGCAGCCAAUAUCCAAGUAAUACCCUGGAUAUGUCCUUUCGAUCUCCUUUCGAUCCGCUACAUCGCCAUGACAUCUCUCGAGAGCGCCAUUGGUGGCAUGGAUCAGGAUGAAAUCGUGGCGGCUUUUUCGGACAGCGAGACCCAUGCAGAGGGCAGCGAGACUCUGAAAACGCCAAAUCGGAGCGGCAAAGCCCAGUUCGAUCGCACAUUCCAAUGCAAUGUCGAGGGCUGUGAGAAGAGCUACUCUCGUGCAGGGCAUCUCUAUCGCCACCAACUGAACCGUAUGUUUAUCCUUUUCCCGGAACAUGAUGACACCGAGGACUUACUCAACCUUGUUCCUUGGAGGACCACUCAGUAG